Messenger RNA from Mesitornis unicolor (brown roatelo), 712 nucleotides. It is a transcript of the gene RSPH3, whose product is annotated as radial spoke 3 homolog (Chlamydomonas). Lineage: Eukaryota; Metazoa; Chordata; Aves; Mesitornithiformes; Mesitornithidae. The record is from RefSeq and is a predicted model, not a curated record. The annotation marks the transcript as partial. Gene Ontology annotation, cellular component: cilium. The transcript is spliced from 5 exons.
AACUGUAUUUGGAAGAGAUUAGUGACCUGGUAGUAGAGAUUGAUACAGAGUGUCAACCAGAUGCAUUUUUGGACAGACCACCCAUUCCACUUUUCAUACCAGCCAAAACGGGAAAGGAUGUGGCUACGCAAAUAGAAGAAGGAGAGUUGUUUGACUUUGAUGUUGAAGUCAAGCCCAUUGUGGAAGUGUUGAUUGGGAGAAUGAUUGAGCAAUCUUUGCUGGAAGUCAUGAAGGAAGAAGAGCUGGCACGGCUGUGGGCACAUCAGCGUGCCUAUGCAGAGCUGCGUAAUGCAGGGCUUGCUGUAGUACAGCUCCUGGAAGAGUAGGACAGGCGAUACAGAGAGGAGAAGGAAUAUCGCAAACUCCAGCACAAGCAAUUGCUGCAGAAACAGAAAGAGACCACAGAGAAAAUUGCAGCUCGGGCAUUCACUCAUUGUUACUUGGCUGAUCUCAUUCCCUUGGUCUUCAGCAGUCUUCAUGAGAGUGGAUUUUUUAAAGACCCUAUAGAAAGAAAUAUUGAGACAGAAUUCCUUCCGUGGCUGAUGACAGAAGUGGAAGAAACACUAGAGGUGAAGGUUCUGGGAAGGACAAUGCUUGACUCCUUGAUCUGUAUAGUGGUUGAAAGAUGCUUAGAUGCAUUUAGCAAUAUAUCUCUGUCUGAUCAGACAGAGGCACCUCCUGAAGAGGCGGGCCAACAGCUGCAGAAGCCCAG